AUGGCAAUGGUGGACGUCCAGGCUCCCUUUCUUGAGGACAAGGAUGAGCCGCUCGCCGGCGUCUGCGACUUCCGCGGCCGCGCCGUCUACCGUUCCACCUCCGGCGGGUGGCGCUCCGCCCUCUUCCUCGUCGUGCUGGAGGUCGCUGUCAUCAUCGCCUACUACGGCGUGUCGGCGAACCUGAUCACGUACCUGACGGGGCCGCUCGGCUACUCCAACGCGGCGGCGGCCACGGCGGUGAACGUCUGGACGGGGACGGCCAGGCUCAUGCCGCUGCUGGGUGCCUUCGUUGCCGACUCCUGGCUGGGCCGGUACCGCUCCAUCAUCCUCGCCAACACCCUCUAUGUCCUGGGCUUUGGCAUGAUUACUGUAGCAUCCACACUAUUGUCUCAGGGAUCGUCAACAACCAUCGACAAAAAAUCAUCAUCUCGCAAUUUUUCGCUGCAAGUCUCCUUCUUCUAUGCCUCUCUCUAUCUCAUCGCCCUCGCGCAGGGUGCUGGCAAGCCUUGUGGACUUGCCUUUGCAGCGGAUCAAUUCGAUCCCAACCACCCUAGGGAGUUCAACGCACGGAGAUCCUUCUUCAACUGGUGGCACUUCUCCAUAGCUAUUGGGAUCACUUUUGCCGUCAUCGUUGUUAGCUACAUCCAAGAGAAUCUUGGUUGGGGAAUUGGGUUUGGCGCGCUCUGCGCCGUCAUGAUUUGUGCCUUUGGCGUAUUUCUCCUUGGCAGUCCCAUGUACCGCCUCCACACACCUAUCAUUGGCUCUAACAACCCUUUUGCUCGGUUAGGUCAUGCCGCAACAAACUUCGAGGAGGCGCGUUGCGUGCUACAGUUACUGCCGAUAUGGGUGGCAUGCCUAGCUUAUGGUGUGGUGAUCGCGCAGAUCAUGACACUUUUUAACAAGCAAGGCCGCACCCUAGAUCGUCAUAUUGGUGGCCUAGAGCUACCGCCAGCUGCAUUGCAGGCAUUCUGGCCAGCAGCCGGCUUGCUGUUCGUGCCCAUCUAUGAUCGUGUUCUUGUGCCAGCACUGCGUUGCACGACGGGCACCCCGUCAGGGUUGACGUUGCUGCAACGAGUAGGUACGGGAAUGGUUGUGUCGCUUGUUGCCAUGUGUGUUGCGGCAUUGGUAGAGACACGAAGGUUGGAGAUGGCACGGGAGUACAACCUUAUUGACAACACGAGGGCGACAAUACCGAUGAGCUGGGCAUGGUUGGUUCCGCAGUAUGUGAUGCUCGGGGUAGCCGACGUGUUUGUGUUAGUCGGGAUGCAAGAGUUCUUUUAUGACCAGAUGCCUAUAGAGCUUCGUAGCCUUGGUAUAGCGCUCUUCUAUAGCGUGAUGGGCGUCGGAGGCUUUAUCAGCGGCGCUCUCAUAUCACUCAUUGACCACAUCACUUGUAGCGGUGGCGGUGAAAGUUGGUUCUCUGACAACCUCAAUCAUGCGCACCUUGACUACUUCUACUGGUUGCUCGCUGGUCUAAGCACCGCCGAGCUUGCGUUCUACGUCUAUGUCACCAAAACUUACGUCUACAAGGAAAAGAGAGACAGUUGA
Molecule: messenger RNA, 1548 nt
Organism: Hordeum vulgare subsp. vulgare (domesticated barley)
Lineage: Eukaryota; Viridiplantae; Streptophyta; Magnoliopsida; Poales; Poaceae
Product: protein NRT1/ PTR FAMILY 5.10-like
Exons: 4
Coding region: 1-1548 (515 amino acids)
Biological process (GO): transmembrane transport
Cellular component (GO): membrane
Molecular function (GO): transmembrane transporter activity
Source: RefSeq, a predicted model, not a curated record